Vigna radiata var. radiata (mung bean) is the source of this 1837-nucleotide messenger RNA. RefSeq names its product beta-glucuronosyltransferase GlcAT14B. NCBI's taxonomy places the organism in Eukaryota, Viridiplantae, Streptophyta, Magnoliopsida, Fabales, Fabaceae. The transcript is spliced from 4 exons. The coding region runs from base 210 to 1469 and encodes 419 amino acids. Gene Ontology annotation, molecular function: glucuronosyltransferase activity. The record is from RefSeq and is a predicted model, not a curated record. Gene Ontology annotation, cellular component: membrane.
UCUUAAAAUAAAAUAAAAUAAAUUUAUUUUUGCAAUAAAAAGAGAUAAUGCUUUUAAUAAUGGGCCACUCCCAUCAUAAUCAUCACGGUGAGGGGUUGGCCACUAAGAAUUAAGUAGCAUGUUUCUCUAAUCUUUUCUUCGCCACUCACCCUCUCGGCGCGUUUCACGCCAACACAGAUCCUCCGCCAUCACAACUUACACCACACGCCAUGGAACCCAGCAAGCACCACAACAACACCAAGAACACAAACUGCUUCCUCCCACUCAUCCUCUUAUCCACCUUUCUCCUUCUCCUUUCCCUUCUCGCUUCCUCCACCUCCUCCUCCCAACGCCGCCACCACCGCGCCCGAGUCCCGCCGGAAAAGCCACAUUUCGUGGAGUCGAAGCUCAAGGUGAGUCCAACAUCGACGAGCGCGGUGCCGCGAAUCGCAUACCUGAUCUCGGGGUCGGCGGGCGACGGGGAGAGUUUGAAGAGGACGCUGAAGGCUCUGUACCAUCCGUGGAACCACUACGCGGUGCACUUGGACCUCGAGGCCUCGGCAAGGGAGAGGUUGGAGCUCGCGAAUUUCGUGACCAACGAGCCUCUCUUUGUGAAAUUCGGAAAUGUGAGAACGGUGGUUAAGGCCAACUUGGUUACCUACAGAGGGCCCACUAUGGUCGCUAAUACCCUUCACGCCGCCGCCGUUUUGUUGAACCAAGCUCGGGAUUGGGAUUGGUUCAUUAAUUUGAGCGCUUCCGAUUAUCCUUUGGUAACCCAAGAUGAUUUGCUGCAUACGCUGUCGUCUAUUCCCAGGCACCUGAACUUCAUUGAACACACCAGUGAUAUUGGUUGGAAGGAGUACCAUAGAGCCAAGCCAGUCAUACUUGAUCCAGGUCUUUAUAGUUUGCAGAAAUCUGAUGUAUUUUGGGCCUCGGAGAAAAGAAAUGUGCCCACGGCUUAUAAACUCUUUACAGGUUCUGCCUGGAUGAUGCUCUCUCGCCCAUUUACUGAAUACUGUAUAUGGGGUUGGGAUAACUUACCCAGAAUAGUCUUGAUGUACUAUGCCAACUUUCUGUCUUCCCCAGAAGGGUAUUUUCACACAGUCAUCUGCAAUGCAGAGGAGUUUCGAAACACUACUGUUAAUCAUGACCUCCACUUCAUAUCAUGGGACAACCCUCCAAAACAACAUCCCCAUUUUCUUACAGAUAAUGAUUACCAGAGAAUGGUGGAUAGCAAUGCUCCUUUUGCUAGGAAAUUUGGCAGGAACGAACCAGUCUUGGAUAAGAUUGAUAAGGAACUCUUGGGAAGAAAUGCAGAUGGUUACGUGCCCGGUAAAUGGUUCACUCAAACAAAUUCAAGCACCAUUGACCAAUAUUCUGGGAUAGGAAAUAUCACCGAACUUAGGCCUGGGCCUGGAGCUGAAAGGCUUGGACGCCUUAUCAGUGGUUUAUUAUCAGCAGAAAAUUUUCAGGCAAAUCAGUGUUCUUGACACCUGACUUUGGAAUGCCUAUGACGUUCAUUGCAGCUUUUCCAUCACCGAACAGCUGAGAGGCGAACAAUUCAUUUAUCAUUUGACGCCUGGAGGAUGCUGUGAGGAAUAAACAGCAGGGAAAACAGAAAUGGCUACCUUCGACUUGAUGGUUCUACAGAGAAAUUUUAAAAGGACCACGAGUGUGCUGUCACUAUGUAUCAGCAGUUCACACGAUUUGUUAAACUGUAAGGAAUGACAAGUCAUCGAUGCAACUGUUGUAACCAUCAAUUAUGUAAUACGUAGGCAUGAUGCUUGCUAGGCAGAAACUGAAAUAAGUCAGUGUAAAAUAUUCUCCAAAUUCUUUAUGCGAUGAUAUGUUAACUUCA